This is a messenger RNA of Caretta caretta (loggerhead turtle), 423 nucleotides long. Lineage: Eukaryota; Metazoa; Chordata; Testudines; Cheloniidae. The record is from RefSeq and is a predicted model, not a curated record.
AUGGCUGCUGCCCAGAGAGGGAGGAAAAAGGCCCAGACUUGUGGGAGACAGCACUAUGGGAGGAAGUCCCAGGCCAAGCAGAGGAAGUCCCAUGACAAGCAAAGGAGGCAGGCCAGGCGGAAGCCAGUGGGGAAGUGUGGGAAGAGCCCCCGUGGGAAGAAGCCCUCCCCCGCCUCGUACAACACCAAGAUGCUGAGGCGGUUGCAACGGGACACCAGGCGCUUGUCAAACAAGGCCAAAGGGCUGAUGAUCUCCUUCAUCAACAACAUCUAUAAAAAGGUGUCCACACAAGCUGAGCAGCUGAGGAAGCAGAGCCGUCGCCCCAUGAUCGGCCCUUCGCAGAUGCAAGCCGCCCUGCAGCAGGUGAUGCCGAGGAAACGGGUCAGGCGCUCGGCCACCCCAGUCUCGAAGAGGUCUCACUAG